UCAGUAUAAGACCAGACUUCACCUGAGCUACACGUUCUCCCUCGCUCAUGAGACUUUGCAAACAGAUCUCGGAUUACUUUGUGCUCAUGAAACAUGAUCAAUCUCCUUACUUGGGGAGCUGUGCCUCUUGGCUACACGAGUGAAUUAGACAGUGAAUACGACUGGCCCUCUAGUGAACUUUGCUCUGUGAUGGAAAUGAACUUUCAAAAUUUCCGUGGUGGACAUCCACCUCUUCCUGACGUGAUCCUGAGCAACACUCCUCCCUCUUCGCCUCUGCGCAGGUCUCAUUCUUACCACUUCCUCUUCCCCGAGAAGUCGGAAGACCAGCUACGCCCCUCGAGGGAAGCCUACCAGAGGACAUUGUCCUUCCUGCCCACCCCACCCCCGACUCCCACCAGUCCACAAGAAGGGACGCACGACCCCGGGGGCGAGCGCAGUCGAGAUGAUGAUGAUCCUGACAUCGACAGCGCCAGAACCCGCCUGGGGCACAUCCAGGAAAUCCGGAGACGCUUGGGAGGAAACCAGGCCCACUUCCAGCCCCACCAGUCGCUCCCUCAGUUGACCUGGGAAGUGCCAAGCAUCCAGAGGUCCCGUAGGAUGACAUCUCCUCGAGUUUCGGGAGAGGGCAACAGCGGACAGAGAGGGCAGGGCGACCAAGAGGGCCCAGACGAGAGAGACGAAAGACUUCGUCAAAUUGGAGCUGACCUUCGGAGGAUCGCUGACCAGUUUCAGCUUGACAACGGUAAGGGCGGCGUCUCCCCGAAAAAAGGUGAUGGAGCGAGAGUUUCAUGGGCGGUUCCAGUGGCCUUCACCAGGUGUCUCUCGGCGUCUUUGCUCUGUCUUCUGUGGUGGAGGCUCCUGAACAAGCUGCGCUGACUCAGCAGUCUGCGUCUGCGACCUGCCCGAUUGCCGUAAUGACACUUGGACAUGACAGGUAGAAGGAGAAUGCUUUGCUGCCUGUGGGAUUUUUGGCUGCUGCGUGAGAAUUAUUAUCUUGAGAAAAUGAAAAUGAUUUGAGAGGUGGUUCCCGAGUGAGCGUAUUUAAGAAAAUGGAAUCAUGGCUGCUGUCCCAAAACUAUUUUCCUGGUGUUCGGUUAUAUCAUGCUUUCACUGCCCCCCCGUCCCUAAGAUCCGUUUCAGGAGGACAAAAUUUGUUUUGAAGAUUUUCUACCUCAUGGUGUACCUUUUGGGUCCAAAGUCCAUCCACUUUUUUCCACUCGGGUUUUUUUUUUAAGUGUCAAGAGCCAUGAUGGAGGAAAUUUGUAUUUUGUAUUGAAAGUUUGUGUAACCUGUGCAGAUAUGUAACCGUAUGCAGACAUAGAUUUGUUUUUAUUGUUUUUCAAAUGUGGAAAGAUCACGGUAUACUAGAAUAAUGAUGAAGUAAGGUAUGUGAAAUGCAUUUUGAAGGUUGUCUAGUGGUGCAGCCCCACGUUUAAGUAACGUCAUACUUUUUGGUUGCGUGGAUUUUUUUUCGUCGAAGACUUAAAAAGCAGAGGGCUUAGUGAUAGGUUCGUGCAACCUUCCUUGUGCAACAUAGCUCAAGUUAAUCCAGUUUGUUUUUCUGCCAAAUGUAAAAACCAAAAAAGAACUGAAGUGUACAGUCACAAGUUGCUUUAAGACUUGAAGCUCAUUAGUCUUUCACCCAUUGUUUUCGGACAUUAGAUGGAGGUUCUGAUAUAACCCAGUUUGGUCCAGUGGACGUCACUACCCGGGUGUCUUUCAUAACUGUAUCAGAGAAUCCUGGCUCGCUGGAAUGGUUCCAAAUUUCUUGUAACCAGUUAGGUAGGCACUGUGCUUUCAGAAAACGGCUCCUUCGAUAAAUUAUUUAACGAAAAAUCUUAACUUGGCACAUUAUUUAAUUAGAAUAUUCAGUAUAAAGUAUUUAAUGAGAAAUCUUAACUCAGAACAUUAUAUAAUUAGAAUAUGUAGUAUAUUUAAUGAAUCUUAACUUAGAACAUUAUUUAAUUAGAAUAUGUAGUAUAUUUAAUGAUGUUGCGACGAAGAAAAUAAUUUAGUUACAGUAUGUAGUAUAUUUAAUACCUUUGCGACAAAUGAUUGCGAGCCAGGAUUCCUUGCCGAUAAAUCCAGCAGAAAACUAAGCCACAGUAGCAUUGUUCGCCUUUGUUUGCGAAGGCACCUGACUUAAGUUGGUGUAGCUUUAUAGCGAAGUAACUGAUGGAUCUCGUGUAUAGUUGUAAGGAAUGAGAGGAAGAGAGAAUGAAUUUUGUAUCGCCUAUCUAGAAGGCCAUGUGUAGUCUUUUUUUGCGUAGAUUAAGGUUUUGUAUCAAGACAUUUUUAUUUCUUCUUUUCCUUUUUGAUAACCUCGAAAGGAACUAUUUUGUAUUUUUUUCCUUGUGUACCUUUUUUUUUGUAAUUUGCUUCUUCUUAGUCAUGUAAGGGCAUCAUUGCAGUAAGUUUUCUUUGUUGUGAAUAGAAAGACAAUUUCCUGUAAAUAGAGACAUGAGCACCUGAGGUAUGUAUUGAAAUAAUUUUACAAGGGCGGAGGAUGUCCCCCCCCCCCCCCCCCAAGCGUACUCUUCAAUGUAACCAUUUCUUUGGGAAUAAACCUUUUAUUUUCGUAAGAUUUUGCACAAAGGGAAAACGCUGACUUUAUGUUCCCUAGAUGUUUCUCUGGGAAAGAAACCACCCACCUCAUUUUCACCGAAAUCUUCGGAAGGGGAAGAAGGUGGGUUAUUUCAGUUGGUUUUGGCGAUGCAGCUUUAACCUGUUUCCUUCUCAAAAAAAAAAAAAGAGGGGGAGGGGGAGUGGGUUGGUGAAGAGGGAGUUUCCCGUUUGAGCAAAAAUCUUACACUUAUGUUUGGGAGGCUUUGUAAAUAAAGCAAUUAGUUUAAUUGGUGCUCCUGAGUCAAGAAUAUUCAUUCUUAAGUACUGAUUUCUUUCUAGGGAACCAUUCAGUAGUAUCUGUUCUGUUAUAUUAUUAUUAUUAUUAUGCCGCGUGCGUCUCCAAAAUCCUUUUUGUAAGUGGCAAGUAUUGUGGGAUGUUGAAAUUUUUCAGCAAGUUUAUAAAAAAAAAAUAACGUAAUUUUAUUUUAAAAAUUCGAGUCAUUUAAUUACGCCUUAAUUAACCAAGAGUUCGAAACAGCCCCGCCGGCCGUGAAUUAGUGACGUCAUUGUUAUGUAAGAUUUAGCGAACUGAUCAUGAGAAUUGUUGUCAAAGGCCUCUGUUAAUUUGAACACGUAGUUAGAAAGGGGUGUUUCGAUCUCUGACGAACGGUUGUUACUGAAUGGUGUCCCCCCCUCCCCCAAUGAUCAUCAAAGCUAGGAAACGUGAUAAUUUUUUUCUUCUAAAACUUUACGAAGUUAUAUGUGGAUAUAUGAAAUAUAUUGCCUGCUUUUGUAUUAAAGGUGUCCGGGGGUCCUUAUCUGAAGGGGCGUUGUACUUUAUGCGAGUCCAAUAUCUCAUUUCUAAAUUUAGUGUCCCGAAGAUUUUGAAGUCGUAUUUAUUAUACUUCGACGUGAAUUAAAUCGUUAAGAAUUGCCCUCAGAUUUGGACGCCUCCGGAUAUCUGUCUCUUUGUAGCUAGGGAAUGAAUGAAUGAAUAGGCGUCCGCGUCGCCAGAGCAUGGCAGCAACGACGCCCCAUUCAAGAAAAGCCAUAAAUAACGACUAGUAUUUGUUAAAAGCCUGAGCUGACCUGGCUCUUCGUAUAGAAGCCCUUCGUCGCCUCCUGAUGUUGCUUUAUUUGUUUUUGCUCACUCGGUUUACUUUAUGAUGGUAAUAAGUUUUAGAACGGAGGCCAGAAGUCCUUCUAUAUUUCCCCCGAAACAGUGUUGUCAGACAUUCAACCAAAAAAAAUUAUGUAAGUGUUGGACGCUUGCGUUGAAAGCAGUGCAAGAAACGGACUGAAUUACGUACUCCGGGUUUUAACCAGAUUAAGUUCAUUCUACUGAAUUGUUCCUUUAGAAGUGUAUUAAUUUUGUCUUUGGUUUAUGUGUCAACACUGUUUUGCCCUAGUCAGCAUUAUCAGCAAUCAAAAUGAUCUCUUGGUAAUAUUAUGGAUUGUGCAAUUGUUUGUACAGAAGUUCGUGCUCGUGUACAGCUUUUUCUGUACCCAAACGUCAUCUGAACGGAUUGUCAACAUAUCUUUCGGUUUCAUUUUGUUUUACAUCGGUUGUUCACUUUUCAGUUCUUUAUAAGUUGUUAAUAAAAGUAUUGUUUUCUCUAAGUUUCGGCGGAGCCUUUAAUGGGACUGCUUCUGAGAUUUUGUAGGACAUCAUUAGGCCAUACUGUGCAAUGCUAUGACUCGUCAGAUGUCACGGGUCGGAAGAGAAGAUGCUCACUAGUAAAUACUUCAAAGGUUUACAAGUUCCCCCUGCUACUGAUUCUUGACUAGCGAAUUGUGAUAAUUAUUUCUAUGACGCUUUUUUUUUAUUUGUAUAUACAUAAUACUAUCUUGGCUUGUGUUCCGAUUCCCUACAGCGCCUGUGUCUGUAACAAAUACAUCCUGUUUGGUGCCUGAUCUAGAGGUAAUCCAAUGAACGGCUGGUAGAAUUUUGAGUUUUAAAGUAAAAGUUCUGAUGCUGAUAUAGAAAGCAUAAUUUUACUUACAUUCUUCUCGGAAAGGGACCACGUUCUCCAAUUUUAUCUCAAAUAUUGAGGGGGGUUAAAAGGAGAGAUUGUCCAGGGUUACAGAUUCGAAAAAAAAGUUAUCUCAGCCUUUGCUUGGAUUCCUUACAGGUGAAGCUUGACUAACUUCCCUUUGAAAUCGUUAUUCUUGCCAGUCACUGUCUUAUUAACUCUUUUGGAAUGUCCGGGAAAAAAUAAUUUCCAAGACUACUGUAGGUAAAAUAGCGGCUCUUGUAAAACUACCAUGUUGUACAUAGCGUUUUAAUCACUAAGAACUUGACUUUUUUUCCCCACUUGUAUACUAAGGAAAACCGGAUUUUUUUUUUCACUUCUAUACUAGGCAAAGUAGGGCAUUUGAACUUCUUUUGUAAAAACAAGCACCAUUUAAUAUUUGCAUUUUCCUUGUAGAGUAGUCAAAACCUGAAUUGUGACUGCGCAGUCAGUUUGAUAGUAACUUCCCAGGGAGACUCCAGCUUAGAAUUCCGUGUAAACUCAGCCAGUUUAACGUUUCGGUAUCUUUUGUAAAACCAGGUAAAUUUUCUAACAGAAAAAGAAAAAAAAAAAACAUUCCUUUGGUCUUUUGUUUCUUAAGGGGACUGGAAAAACCUUUGAACGAUGCCUUUCUUCGAGUCUUUCAGUGGUUUGACAGUUUACAUUCUUAGUGAUAGUAUCGAUGUAAAUAUUCUACUUGUUAGAUUGUCUAUUCUUAACUUUUUAUGAUGGUGGACUCACGAUCUGAAGCGUUUUCACUUCAUCAAAUUCUCUGGACAAGAAGUGCUGUUUGAUCGAGUAAAACGUCCAGCAUUGCUGGGAAAGACCGUGCAGUGCUAAUUAGCCUUAUGAAGAUGAAAUUGCAAAGGUAUUGGAAAGGGAGGUAGUACUUAUCCGUAAGGAAUGGUCGACAGCUUGUCGAACUGUUCGAACUACAGAAAAUGGGUUUGCGGAUUUAUGUUAAUCAGUUGAUGUUGAUGAAGGGUAAGAGUCAAUUUGAAUUUUGCUUCUUAAUUGGUUGAAGAUGAAGUGAUUGGAUUAAGUUCAUUGCCUAGAGAAUAAGUUAAAUCAUAACUUUACUACAACAGGUAAGAACACCUGCCAGUGUACAUCAUUGCUGUCGGUACUAAAGGAGUAGUGCAAUUUCUCCUUUGGUUUCGUAGAUGUAUUGACUCUAUUUUGUAUGAUACACGGGAUGGCUGUAUUCCACUUAUGCAUUCAUGUCGAUUUGAUAACUUUAUAUAUAGUUAAAUUUUGUAGUAGAGUAGUCAAGUUCGCAAGCAUUGUGGUAAAAUAGAUGUACCGGACGGCAUUUUCAGAGUAAUAUCUAUUUCAUUUUUUAUUUAUUUUUCAUUAUUUAUUCCUUAUUUUGCUCAAACCUCUACAUCAUUUUGUAACCGCUCUCACGACUCUCACAGGACUAUUGAAGCUUUGUCGUCUUUUUUGUGAGAAGUUGUAUUCCUGGUGUCUGAAUGUCUCGGCCCGUUGUAAAACUUGUACGCAUCUGUAAGUUUGUUUUUAUGAGAUUAGUGAUUAUUUUACCUUCUCAGUUUUUAGAUUUUUUUUUGAGAAGUUAAAUGCUAUGUGGUCCGCACCCCUAGCUGUCUUGAGAAUUUUGUGUAUCAUUUCCUAAUCUGGUGUUCAGUAAAUUGAAAAAUGAUGACCAGCGAGCCUCUGUUUCUCCAAUUUACUGGUGUGUAGGCACUGGGAGUCUUGACAGGUUCACUCAUUUGUGUUUGUUGGAACUUUGCUAACCCAAAUUUCUUUUUUUAUGCAUAGUUGCAGAGGGCCCAAUCUUUUGUGAAUCUAGCUUUAGGGAAUCUUCGGUAGCUCACUCUUGGGUGGGUCUAGCGGUUGGUACUCUUAACUGAUCCACUCUUGGUGAGUUGAGAUAGUUAGGCCUUGCUGUUCUAUUCGUGUACGUCGAUCUCUUGAGAAUUCAUAGCCUCCUCUUUUUUUUUUAUUUUUUUUUUUGUGAGUGGAGCUGUUGAGAGUCAUCGUUGGUCAUCCUGUAGGAGUGAGGCUGUUAGGAUUCUAGUUCAUUCCUUCCGAAGAAAAGUUUUCGUUCCUCUGGCAGAUAACUUUGUAUGGUUGCUCUUUUCAGAUAAUCUAGAUUCAGGAACCUUUGUUAACUUAUUCUUUUGAACCUCAAUGAGAAAACCAGAGAAACGAAGAGUAAAAAUAUGGCAGAAAUGCCCCCCUCCCCCUUUUGUAUCAUUCCGAGACUCAAGAAGAGGUCAAAAGCAGUUUCCAUGGACUAAACUAAGGAGCUUAUGGACAGUAGUAGUGGAGUCGUUUGAAGCACAAAUGAAAGGUAAAA
Messenger RNA from Macrobrachium nipponense, 6897 nucleotides. RefSeq lists its product as uncharacterized. Lineage: Eukaryota; Metazoa; Arthropoda; Malacostraca; Decapoda; Palaemonidae. The transcript has 3 exons. Bases 94 to 876 code for a protein of 260 amino acids. The record is from RefSeq and is a predicted model, not a curated record.